UACCCAGUAAAAAAAGAAAAAUCAUUUGCGAUAACAUUAUUUUGUCGUUGUUGUCACAAAAACAUAUUUUUAUUAUUUCGUUCGUUAUUUAUAUUGUGCGGUCUUCGUUACCUUGAAAUAACGUACGCGUCGGAAACCACCGCCGCCGCCACACUCUCACUCCGUCCCGCCCGCGACGACCCGUUUACCGUUUACGCGUUCGACCAGGCGGCAGGCAGACAGGCAGUGCGACGCGCGACAACUGCGACACAACACGCGUCGUCCGCUCGCCGUCAAUUCCGCAGACACGAUCUCGUCCGCCCGAUGCCAGACUCGUCGUAGAUCCGGACGUGAGUAGAAAAGUGUUUUUGUCAGCCCGACCGACAACGGGUUUCGUCGUACUACUAAGCCAUAUUCGCUAUAUGCUCCGCCUUAAACGCGACCGAUAUCGAGCGAUUCGUGUACAAUGAACACAAACCCGGCGACCGCUGUAGUAAAUACUGACCACUGAAUAGGUACCUACUUAGUACCUACCUACCUACUUACCUACCUAAGUAUAUCUAUCUAUCCCCGAGCUCUUCCUGGUUGCAUUAACUUUUUUCCGUAUCCCUCGAUUAGUUUGUUUUGGUCUCGAUCUCGAUCACGAAAUUCAACAGGUAUCCACGAUCCACCUACAAGAUAUAUUUUGAUAAACCUACCUACUCGGCACGCUCGAGACGAGAUCUCACAGGACCGCUCGAACGAAUAAUGUUAAUGAUUAUUAUUCACCGCACGUUCCGCACCUAAUAAUAUAAUACCUGCUGUCGCCACGCUAUGUCUAUCGCUCGGUAAACAUGUUCGCGUCUAAACAAUCAACAGUAAAAAAUUACACAAUAGAUACCAACGUGGAGGAAAGCAAUGCACUAUUGGUCAAGGUGGAGCGAAAUAGCUCUAGCCAUUACGACCAACCUGACUCUGGGUUAUAUGGCCACAACAGUAACAGUUUUGAGGAUAUUGAGAACGGUAACAUUACAGCAGUCCCUUUCAUGGAUGAGACAACUUCAUUAUCCCAAAAUGCUAUCUUAAUACCAUUAACCGGAACAACUCCCCCUCAACAUCAUGAUGAACCAUUCAGUACAAACGCCUAUAAAACACUCAAACGAGGCAUUUCACAUGCUACUGACAAUGUGAACAUUGUUUCCCAAGCAAGAUCAGAAUUGAUAUUUAUCGACAACACUGAAGAUGAACUACAGAUUGUGGAAACUCCGGUUUAUACUUUUAUUCUACCCGAUUUGUUACAACUAGAAGAAAAAUUUCGAAUGUUCAUUGAAAAAGACUUGAUAGCAGUAGCAAUGCAAAGUUCUCUCGAACAGGCUUCAAGACUAAAUUGGUGGACUGGAUUUUGUCAAAGGCUUUGGCCACUUUCAACAUCUGGCGAUGGCAACUGUCUUUUGCACGCUGCUUCGUUGGGUAUUUGGGGAUUCCAUGAUCGGUUAUUAAAUUUGAGGCGUGCUUUGCACUCGUUCCUGAGCAAUGGUCCAGCUCGACAUUCACUCUGGCGUCGUUGGCAACGACAACAAACUAUUAUGAAUUCAUUAUUUGGUCUCGUAUAUACAGAACAAGAAUGGCGCCGGGAAUGGAAUGCAAUUGUCAACAUGGCUUCCACCGUUCCUCGUAUGCGGAAACAGAGUGCAUCAAGUGGAAAUGCAGAUACCGAAGGAUACAUUUAUGAGAGCCUUGAAGAAAUACAUGUUUAUGCUUUGGCACAUGUAUUAAAAAGACCUAUUAUUGUCAUAGCAGAUACUAUUCUCAAGGAUAUGAACGGUGAAGCCUUGGCUCCUAUACAGUUUGGAGGUAUUUACUUGCCCCUGGAGUGUUACCCGUGUGAUUGUCAUCGUUCCCCUUUGUUAUUGGCAUAUGAUGGAGGGCAUUUUUCAGCUUUGGUUGCCAUGGAAACACCAAAUUCAACUCUUUCUUGUGCUAUACCUUUGGUGGAUUCAAAUGGUGAACUUUUACCGAUACAGUUUCCUGUUGAUCCAGGGGAAAAUGAUCAUUCUCCUGAUAAAAAUCAAGAACUGUCGUUUACAGAUUCAUUGUCAUUAUUGAACAGUUACUUGGAUAUUGUGAAACUCGACCCUCAAGGUAACAAUGACACUACAGGGAAAAAUGGUCUCUUUGGUAGUCUGGGACGUUCCGUAGGGAAUAAAUUGAAAUCAAAACUGUCAAGGACUAAUUCAGUAAAAAAUUUAUCAGCAAUAUCACCUCAAGCCAAGUAUACGUAUUGUGCCCUGAUCAACUCAGACAAAAAACACGAAUAUCAUGAUGUGAUGAUUAAAAACUACUUAAGGACAGCAGCUGAACGUUUUCAGCAUUCACCUUAUGCGGAUACGACACCUCGUUAUGGAGCUGGUAAAUCUCGUUUUUACACUGAAGCUGAUUCUGAGUCGCAUGUAAAAGUCGGCCUGAUGACUCCUGUUAAGGCUGUCACAAAUGAAGACCCCACAAUGUACCUGUCAAAAUCCACAUUCUAUGACACUGGUUCACAAGUGGAUAAGUGUCGUACGGAAGACUGCGAGUUCUUCGGGUCGUCUGUGACUAAACAUCUCUGUUCAAAAUGUUACCAACUGUAUCAGCAGCAAAAAAAGGAAUCUGAUUGAAAUAAUAGAAAUAUUACACAAAGAUUUCAUCUCAACGUAACAUAUUUACACACACACCAACAACACAUACACAAUUAGUUUUUUUUAUUAAUUUUAAAAGUUUGUGACAAACGCGUACAUAUCUAAGUAUGUACAACACACACGUCCAUAAGUCGCAACAUCACUAAAUAAAUAAAUAAAAACGUCUUUUACCAAUAUUAAUUAUCACUCGUUCGUAUUGCAUAUUUAUACAUUUUAUUUAAUGUUUAUAUUUAUAUGUAUUGUGUAAUUCAAUACAAUAUGCUUGGGGCCUUUUUUUCAGUUGUUGAAAAUAAUAUAUUUUUUUUUAAACUGAUUAAGAAUUUUUUUUCUUUUCUAUCUUUAACUAGUCUUGAAAAAUACAAAAUUAAUAAUAUUGAUUAGUGUAGGUAUAUACAUAUAAUAUAAGUUUGAAGCAAAUUGAAAUAUUUACUCUAAUCUGCUGAGUUAUUAGUCACAGCUAUUAAUUGUAUUAUCAUUUUCAUGCUUAUUACGUUGUUGAGGCUCAUUUUUCCUAAACAAUUUCUGUUUAAUUUUUCAUAAUUAUAUUUUUGCAUUAUCAUAAUAAUUAUAAUUUAGAAACAUUAUAAAAAAAAAAAAAAACUAAUAAGCACUAACGGUAAAAUAAAAGCAUGUUAAUAUAUUAAUUUUGUUAACAGACUACGCGUUAAAUAUUAUGAGGUUUUAAAUUGCUCGAAAUGUUUUACGAUCGAGUAUCGUACUUGUUUUAACAAAAUGAAUUUAUUGUUCGUUUUUAAUUUUUUUUAUCUGUCAUAUCAUUGUGAAUUUGUAUAUGUACAUUUAUUUAUUUAUUUAUUUAUUUAUUUAUGUUAUUGAUUUUUGUAGUUAAUUUUUACAUAUUAACAGAAGAAUAACAUCAUGUGUACUGGUAAAUUAUUGUUUUUUACACCUGUUAUAACUAUGUCUGUACAUGUUUAUAUGUCUAUGGUUAUAUUAUGUUGUUGAGAAAACGUAAAAUAUAUUAAUUGUGAUUGUUUUAGAAUUACCUACCGUGCAGAUCUUUUAAAAUUAUUGAUUAUAAUGUUUAUGUUAACUGAGUUGUUAGUGUAUAUGAUAUCAAUAAUUGACUAAUACAUCUCAUCACGUCAUGUUUGUGAGACAGACAAUUAAUAUAAAUGCAUAAGCAAAAAUACACUUCAUUUUAUUCUAAAAAA
Molecule: messenger RNA, 3808 nt
Organism: Acyrthosiphon pisum (pea aphid)
Lineage: Eukaryota; Metazoa; Arthropoda; Insecta; Hemiptera; Aphididae
Product: OTU domain-containing protein 7B
Exons: 10
Coding region: 813-2615 (600 amino acids)
Biological process (GO): protein deubiquitination involved in ubiquitin-dependent protein catabolic process; protein K48-linked deubiquitination; protein K63-linked deubiquitination
Cellular component (GO): cytoplasm; nucleus
Molecular function (GO): zinc ion binding; cysteine-type deubiquitinase activity; DNA binding
Source: RefSeq, a predicted model, not a curated record